AUGAAGCAAGCAGUUUUGCGAGAGCAACUGGUACAAUUUGGACUCUUCGACUAUCUUCUCAACAAGCUGGAUUCUGAACCGGGCUCUACGUCUGCCAGCUACAGGAGUAGGGCUGCGACGAUAGUCUAUGUCGACUUCUGCUUCGACGUCCUCGAUCAGUCCCCACCAAUCCAGGCACUUUACCUUGAUGUGCUUUCGGAAUUUCUUCGGCUGAGUAGCGAUGGGCUACUGAGGAAUGCCGUCGACGAGUUCUGUACGGUCCUGGGCAACAAGGACAAGGAGGAGCUGCACUGGAACUUGGCUUUCCUCGCCAAGGUCAACCACACGCUACUAUUCGGCUUGGGUGCUCGAGGACCAAUCAUGCGAGAGAGUUUGAAGUCUUUAUAUGAGAUGGGUAAACAAGUCUUCCCAUUGAGUCUGUUUACGCCACUGAAUGCUGCAAAAGAGCCCAGGCGGAGGAAGAGGAAACAGGAGAGUGGGUCGGGUCGGAAACGGAAGAAUCAGCGAACGGCAUAG
Diaporthe citri is the source of this 516-nucleotide messenger RNA. RefSeq lists its product as uncharacterized. Bases 1 to 516 code for a protein of 171 amino acids. The transcript is spliced from 2 exons. Lineage: Eukaryota; Fungi; Ascomycota; Sordariomycetes; Diaporthales; Diaporthaceae. The record is from RefSeq and is a predicted model, not a curated record.